Molecule: messenger RNA, 2784 nt
Organism: Paramecium tetraurelia
Lineage: Eukaryota; Ciliophora; Oligohymenophorea; Peniculida; Parameciidae
Exons: 3
Source: RefSeq, a predicted model, not a curated record
AUGUUCAAAAGAUUUUCUCUUGAAUUAGUAACAAUGAUUACUGUAGCAAAUUGCAUAUAAACUACUUAUUUGCUGUCAUAAUAUCCAUUCUAGGUUUACCCAUUAUCGAGAAGUUAGAUGUACACUGCUUGUAGUGGAUACGGUGUGUGGAGUAGAUAUAUUCCAUUAAGCACCAUCGUUAAAAUUGGAUAAAUUGGAAUUUUAGAUAGCAAUUGCUUUCAUUUACAUCAUGCACAAGAACCAACAACAUAAAGGAUAAACUUGAUUUACUAUGAAUGUCUUAAUUACGAAGCCAAUUCUAUAAUAAAAUAUCUACAAUUUAUAGAUAACAAUGGUGAUGAUCAUAUUUAUGAGAUGCCAAUAGAGGGUGAAUAUGAGUAUGUCUGGUUUUUUGUUGGAAUUUAGACAUCCCCAUUUCAAAAAAAAUUAAAUGUUUAUUUUUAUGAACAAGGGCAAACGAUUAAAAUACACUAGAUGCAGGUUGAAUUACCAUUUUAUGACGAUCAAUUAAAUUUGAUUUUUGGAGGAGACUUGGUAGUAAAUGAGAAUUAAUAAAUUCACAAUUCAUAAAAUGGAAAAUUAUCGUAUUUCCCUGGGUAAGUUCUCAUUGCUCAAGGAUAUUAUUUAAAUGUAGAAGAAUAUUGUGACUUUAUAAUUUCAUAUAUUGAAAAUUUCAAAUUAGAUGAUUGUCGAUGUUAAUCAAGUGAAAAUACGAAUAUCAAUAAUUAAGUGAUAUAAUAGUAAGAAGAAUUUCUUUAUCUUUCUUAAUAAAUAAAUUGUUUAGAAUUCUUAUUUUCAGGUUGGAUUAAAUUUGAUUAGGUGCAAAUCUUUGCUGAUGCAGUACAUUUUAAAUUUUUAAAAUUAUCUGGAAAUGUUAAGGUUUCUUAAACGACAGGUGACAAUAUAUCCCCUUUUACACUAACUUAUAAGUUAUCCUCUAAAGGAAAUUAGAUCAUUAUAACUACAUAUAGUUAUACAUUUCCCUCAAUAAAUAUUGAUUUUUCAAACGAUCCCUUUUUAAUCAAAGAGACCUUUAAUAUUGUCAGUGAUGUAAAACUAUGGCAUUAUUUGAAUGUUAGGAAAUUGGAAACUGCCAUAUAAAUUUCAAUUAGCUUUUCUGAAUAAGAAAAGUAUGAAUUUUACUAAGAAGUUAAACAGUUUAAUUUGGUUUAAUUUAAAUUGUAAUACGGAGAUCUAUUAUAAACUCAUUCAUACUAAUUAAAAAUUCAGAUUUUUGAUUUUUAAUUCUUUAAUUGCGUAGAGGAUGUAGAACUGGGAUAAAAAUGUCAUAGGACUUGCAAGGAAUGCGAUGGUCCAACAAAGUCUGAUUGUUUAUCUUGUGCCGAAUCAUCAAAUAGAAGAUAUUACCCAGAUUUUAAGGAGUGCAUCUGUGAUUAUGGUACUAUUGAUAUGGAAAACGAAUGCUUAACUUACUAGAGUCUUAAUUUAAGUAUCAUAAUUCCAGAAGAAGUUCCUACUUCAAAUUGUAAAUAUGGAUAUUUUUAAUUUGAAGAUCAAUGUUUCAGAUGUCCAUCAACGAUUUCUGAAAAUGUACUCACAUGUCUUGAGUGUUUAUAGAAUCCUAAGGAAUGGCUAAAUAUGCUUUAUUGUAAGACAUCGAUAUAUUCAGACGAAGAUGGAAAUAUAUCGCAAUAGUUCUAGGAUUCAGAUUCUUGUUAUAAUUUUGAUGGAAACUCCUUAAGUUAUUAUAAAUGUGGGGAUGACUAAUCAUUAUCGACCAUUGGUAAAUUUGUAUCUCUAACAAUACCACCGUUAGGUUCGCAAUAGUAUUGCCUACCUCCUUAUUUUUUAAAUUUUGAAUUAAAAUGUACUCUAUGUAUGAUAAAAUAUUGUUUAUAUUGCUUCAAUUAUUUUGGCAAUGAUCACUCAAUUACCACUCUAAAUUAAAGAUUCUCCUACUCUAUUGUUGGCGAAGAGAUUAAAACAGGUUGUUCAUAGUGUAAUGAUGGUUUCAUUUAUAACUUUGAAAAGGAGGAAUGUUUAUAUUAGAUUCCUGCAAUCUCAAAUUGUCUUAGAUCAUAUAUUGCAUUUGAUGGUUAAGAAAUUUGUACAUUAUCAUCAAUAGAUGAUUUCAGUAUUGCCCCAGAAAUUAUAAAUUGUCAAAAACACAUGUAUAAAUGCAAAUAAUGUAUAUAAACUCCAGAAUUAAUAAUAAAAUGUAUAAUUUGUGAAGAUGGAUAUUCAGCGUCUGCAUUUACAGGAAUUUGUACUGAAUGCACUUUGAUAUAAUAUUCCAAAACAUGUAUUUAAUGGUAUUCAAAGAAUGUUGAACCUUGGAAAUGGUUGAUUCAAAGCUUCAGAAUUCAAUUCCUUCAAAUUAAAAAUUUUUCUUAUGAAUUAAUAAUUACUCUUAGUAAGAAUUAUGUUGUGUAAUGCUUCGAUGGCUACGACAUUAUUUAAAAUUAAUGCCACGAAUAUUGUGACUCGAAUUGUUAAAUAUGCUAGAAAAAUGUAAAACCCCCUUAAUUCUUUUUUGCUUGUUAAAAAUGCGGUUUGAACUAUUACAAGUACCGGUAAAGAGGACAAAUUGAGGGUAAGUGUAUGGAAUGUCCUUCACUAUGUUAAACAUGUGAAUAUAGAUCAAGUGAAGAAAUAGAAAAAAUAAACCCAAUUUUUAAAAUAACAACAGAUAAUUAAAUAUACACUUAUGAAAUGCCUAUAAACAGGUUCCCUUAGCAUAAAUUGUAAUUGAUCCAAAUUUCCAAAUCGCAUCGUAUUGUCUUAAUGAUAAUUGUGAUUACAAUUUUGAGUACCAAGUAAUGA